Molecule: messenger RNA, 5079 nt
Organism: Cyprinus carpio (common carp)
Lineage: Eukaryota; Metazoa; Chordata; Actinopteri; Cypriniformes; Cyprinidae
Product: sphingosine-1-phosphate phosphatase 1-like
Biological process (GO): sphingosine metabolic process; phospholipid dephosphorylation
Cellular component (GO): endoplasmic reticulum membrane
Molecular function (GO): sphingosine-1-phosphate phosphatase activity
Source: RefSeq, a predicted model, not a curated record
UGGUCGCGCAGAUCUGUCAGUGACCGGAUACGGCGUGGGGUCGGUUUGUAAACCGGUGCAAGUAACGUUAGUUUUUUGGGGAUUAAUUUUCUCUUCAUAUGUCUAGCUAUAACCGUAUUAGUUAGAUAUCGGGCGUUUUGUUACUAUAAUCACAGUAAUGGAGGGGAUGGUUUAAUAACCCACAGCACGGUUCACUCUCAGUAGCUCCAGCUUCUCCCGGUCUUACCGGGUGAGUUCAACUUGCGCAGUUUGUUGCUGGACAUGGCAGGCGAGUUGAAAGCGGGAUUCGUGCGGCUCAUGCACUAUUUGCAGGACCCGCAGCACGUCGCGCGCUUCCAGCGGCUUUGCGGGGUACGCGAGACCGAACCUCGUGACAGACUUCGUAACGGGGCGCCAAGCGUUCGCCACGGGGAUGUUCAGAACGGAUGCGGGGAUGCCACCCGCCGCAGACCAGCAGGAGCAGAGAGCGGCAGGGGGAAAGGCAGUAACGUCUUGGCGAACGGCGCUGCAGGAGAAAACGUCAACGGGCAGGCGCGGGAUAAAGACGGGGUCGAGGCUCAGGGAUCCGCGGUAAAGCCGUUGCGCAGAAACUCUCUCACCGGGGACGUCGGGCAGGAGUUCAUCAUCGACAAUAAGUUUCUUUUCUACCUGUUCACGCUUGGCACUGAGCUAGGGAACGAGCUGUUCUAUAUCUCAUUCUUCCCGUUCUUCAUGUGGAACGUGGACGCGUAUGUGAGCCGCCGGCUAGUCGUGGUCUGGGUGUUGGUCAUGUAUCUCGGCCAGUGCACGAAAGAUGUGAUCCGGUGGCCGAGACCUGCCUCGCCCCCGGUGGUCAAGGUGGAGAUGUUCUACAACUCGGAGUACAGCAUGCCCUCCACGCAUGCCAUGUCCGGUACCGCCAUACCCUUGUGCCUUUUCCUGCUGACCUACCGUCGAUGGGAGUAUCCUCUGCUGUUGGGUCUCUCUCUGGCCAUCAGCUGGUGUGUCCUAGUGUGUUCGAGCCGCAUAUACAUGGGCAUGCACUCCAUACUGGACAUCAUUGCUGGUUUUCUGUUCAGUUUGCUGAUCCUGUUGGUCUUCAGUCCUGUUCUGGACAUCAUCGACACCUUUAACCGCAUGCAUCCCUACGCCCCGCUCAUCAUCAUCUCCCUUCACGUAGGACUAGGCCUCUUCUCCUUCACCUUGGACACCUGGAGCACCUCACGUGGCGACACUGCCCAAAUCCUGGGCUCCGGGGCAGGUAUCGCCUUGGCAUCCCACAUCAACUACCACCUCGGCCUUUUGCCAGACCCACCUGCAUCAGCGUUGCCUCUUCAGCCUCCAUCUUUCACCCUCAGCCUGAUCGGACUCUGUCUGGUCCGCUUUCUCCUCGGUGUCAUCAUUCUCUUAGCUACCAGAGCCGUAAUGAAGGCUCUCACCAUCCCGCUUGUCUGCUGGCUUUUUGGGAUCCCCAGCAACGAUGUUCGGAAAGCCAGGCAGCACAUGGAGGUGGAGCUGCCGUAUCGUUAUAUCGUCUACGGAACAGUGGGGUUAAAUGCGCUUUUCCUUGUGCCUUUCCUGUUUGCACAUGUGGGCCUGUUGUGAUUAGAUGCAAAAAACACCAAUUCUUUCGACCAAUAAGAGCCCAAUUGGACUGCAGAGGCAACUCCAUUUGAAUCAAUGAUUGGAUGGAACUAAUGCCAAUCAUGUACACUGUGCUGCACCUUCCAGAUGCUCCUCAAAUGUGUUUUCCAUCAUUUACACUGUAGUUUAUCAGAUGUUCUAUUCAAAACACCUGUUUGGUGUUGAUCCAGAGAAUAUUGUUUUUUUCUAUACAGUUCUAUUUACAGUACAGUAGCAUAUCUAUCAGAUUCUAUUCUUAUCUAAAAUGUAAAACUUUUGUAUCCUACGGUGUUUGUUAUAUUUUUCGCAAGCAAUACAGCAUUUUUGCUAUUUAUCAAACUUGAGAGGAAUUUUGACCAAUCUUUUGACAAGUUUUGUUCAUGCCACAGUAGGAGGACUCAAACUCUUGCAUCAAGAGUUGACUGAAAUUUCUCUUUUUGAAGGUGUGACUCAUGCAAAAUCUCUACGAUGAAUAGGCUGGAACUGAUGCCAGCAUUUAUAUUUCUUAUGUUUGCGAGAUUUGAAUCUGAAAUCUCAGAUGUUAAAAGAAAAGGCCAGCGUUGGAAACAGCAUUGAUCUUUGUAGUCAUUAUGUUGCAGUUUAUUGAGAUGUUUAAUUUCAGAUCUAAAGCAAGUUGGACUAUUUCUCCAAAGACCUUUGUAAUGAUAGAAGCUUUAAACGGAUAGUUCAUACAAAAUUACAAUUCUGUCAUUCACUCACCCUCAUGUUCAUUAAUUGACAUUAAUUCUUCUGUGGAGCACAAGAAAAUAUUUUGAGAAAUGUCUUUUUGUGCAUAUAAUGGAAGUCAAUGGGCUUUAAUUUGGUUCCCAACAUUUCCAACUUGUUGUCCACAGAGAAAGUAAGUCGCACAGGUUUGGAAUGACAUAAAGGGGUGAGUAAAUAAUGACAGAAUUUUCUUUUCUUUCACUGUCCGUUUAACUGACCACUCAAAUAGUUUCUCUAGGCAUUAAAACGUGUUGAUGAUGCACUCGUGAUUUACUCUGAAUAUUGUUUAUUAUUUGAUUUUUUGUUCUUAUAUUAAAUACAUGUCAGGGAGUCUGGCUCGUGAUCAGAAUUUUAUUAGAUCUUAAAUCUCAGUCUGCUUAUAUUCCCUGUAAGUUGCUGGUUAGAAUAUGGUAAGGUGUGUGUGUGUGUGUGUAAAUAUGUGCAGUGUUGAUUGCAAAGAAAAGCAGCACUAGACUAAUAAAUGCUUUCUCUUAGCAUUUAGCAGUGUGUUUUCAGUCAGGUUGAAACACGCGUAAAUGUCAGGUUUGUCACUCAGCCUAUGAAUAAUAAAUAAAUGAUAGUCAUAAAAUGAUAGUUAAGGUUGUGUUUGAUGUAUAGUUAAGAUGAAUUUGUGGUACUGAUUUAAAUGCACUUCCCAGAUUGCACUGCUCUGCUGCCUGCUGUUGUGCAUAUCGCUGCGAUGAUCUUAUAAUAGGUAAGGCUUAUUGCAUGACACUGCUGUGUGCGUGUUAAUACUCUUCCUGUGGCCUUGUGUGUCUUUGUGCACACUUAAGUUCCUUUUUUGCUGAAAGAGGUGGUUUCCCAACUCAUCACUUCUGUAAACAGGAUUGUUUAGGAACCUCUGAAUGAUGAGACAACCAGUUACUCUUCUCAGCUCAGAGCAAUGCUGACCUUUGACCCUAGAACAAUGCAGAUCUAUGUAAUUUUAAGGUUAGAGGUUAUAAGGAAGAAGCAAAGUUGCUUUCUGGACCAAUUGGGCUUGUUCCUUACCGCGUGGUUCCAUAAUGUUUGGAUAGCAGUAGGUAGAUUGUAGCAUUUUUCUCAGGCCUGUGUUCUAGUACUCUGUCAUGUGUUAAUGACAAAAUAUGAGUGCUUUCAGUAGUUGUAAAUCCAUUACGUAGGUUAGUUUUUCCCUUUUCAGCAAUACACUGAAUCUGCAGAUUUUCAAAAGAUUGGAUUGCAUAUCAUUCAAAAAGCUCAAGACAUGCUGUAGCCCUUUCUUGUUUAUUUAAUGUUUUAUAACAGUAUUUUAAUAUCAUUUGAUAACUUUAACAACAAAAAGGUAGUACUCCCAGGUCAUUUUACCUCAUUUUGCCAUGUCUAAAUGAAAACAAUUCCCCUAUAAUCAGCACCAAAUGAAGAAAAAGGCAGCAGAGUCUGUGUGGUCCUGCUCAUGACCUAGAUUGAUCUCCUGAGAAACUGGUCCAGUGGUGGAGUUUUCAUUUUAAAGUGCUUUAUUUCCUUUGAUUUGGUUUUCUGUGGUUUACUGGAAAUAACACUGCUUCUUUUGAAUAAGCAGAUCUGAUUUGGAUACCACACAGUGCCUUUAAUGUAAAUGUCUGCAAUGUUUGAUAAGCACAGACAAUUAUUCCCAUCUGUUUCUUUUCCAUUCUUCUUUCAUGCAAAUGGAGCAUUUGACAAACUUUAAACUUAAGUGGAACAUUCUGAAUCAGAAUGAAAUUAAGCAAGUUUAAAUUGGAGUAGGAAAUUACUAAAACAAAUAGAAAUACAUUAAAACUUAAUAUUUAAAAAAACUAAAUGACAAAAGCACAAAAUUAAAUUGAAACCUCAAAAUAUAAAAAUAAAAACUAAUUCAAAAUAUUUGUAAAUACUGUAAUAACAUAAAAAAAAACUAAAAUGAGACUGGGUUUAUCUGUGAUUAGCUCUACAUUUUUUACCGUUUUUUUUUUUUUCUUUUUUUUUCAGAAAAAAAGAAAAAAGUUGCAUGUGUCAUUUAUCCUCCACUGGUGUUCACUUUGCUGUCAUAACCAUUUCAUAAAUAUAUUACAGAAAUGUAACAUUUGUCUCAUUUGAACAGACACCCUCCCAAUGCUUUGGAUGUUUAUUUCAAUGUGAAAUCACUUGUUGGUUGGAUUGUUUAAAAUGUCUGUUUGGUUGUUUUGCUACUAACUGUGUUUUUCAUUGUCAUUUUUCAGUCUCUGUACCAAAUAUGUCCCAGAAGCUUUGGAUACUGUAUGCGUGUUUGUGUAAACUGUUCUUUUUGGAGUUCUGAUUCUCCUGUGUGAUAUUAAUCUUGGUCUUUUUGAUUUCCUUUUUGAUGAUCUGUAAGUACAGAUGACUUUGCCAUCUCUACGUAUUAGUGGAGGCAUUCUGAAGGUGUUAAGAGCUCUGUGUAGUUGCAUUAUAAAACUAUUGACAAAACAAAAGUCUGCUGACCUUCAUCCAGCACUUCACACUGGAAGAAUCAAACUCCCACAUGGCUAAAAAUGUAAUGCACAAAUGACCAACCAAGUCGACGCCGUUUGCCUCAUGGUAAGUGUGUCAAGUCGUUGACAUAUAGCACAACUGUGCUCACAGCGACCAGAGUUCGAUUCCCAUCUUGAGGUCCUUUGCUGAUCCUGCUCCCCUCUCUACACUGUGCUCUCAAAAUAAAAAAGGCACAAAAAGCCCAUAAAUAUAACACAAAUGACCAACCUAGAAUUUAGUGUUUAUAAGGAGACCCGUGCCCUUAUGUUAAUAAAAUGACUUAAUAAAUUUUUUUCAUAGAAA